This is a messenger RNA of Monoraphidium neglectum, 462 nucleotides long. Its product is annotated as Glycine cleavage system H protein. Gene Ontology annotation, biological process: protein lipoylation; glycine decarboxylation via glycine cleavage system. Bases 1 to 462 code for a protein of 153 amino acids. NCBI's taxonomy places the organism in Eukaryota, Viridiplantae, Chlorophyta, Chlorophyceae, Sphaeropleales, Selenastraceae. Gene Ontology annotation, cellular component: glycine cleavage complex; mitochondrion; cytoplasm. The record is from RefSeq and is a predicted model, not a curated record. The transcript is spliced from 4 exons.
AUGGCUCUCCGCGCGCUCGCCAGCAAUGCAGGCUUCCAGUGGGGCCUGCGCGCCCAGUUCGGUGCCGUGACCCGGGCGUUCUCCUCGGUCCUCCCCGAGGCCAAGUAUGCGGCCUCCCACGAGUGGGCCAAGGUGGAGGGCGACACCGCCACCAUUGGCAUCUCGGACCACGCGCAGAGCGAGCUGGGGGAUGUGGUGUAUGUUGAGCUGCCAGAGGUCGGGUCCACGGUCACCAAGGGGGAGACCUUUGGCGUCGUCGAGUCGGUUAAGGCGGCCAGCGACGUGUACGCGCCCCUCAGCGGCACCGUGACGGCCGUCAACGAGGCGCUGGUGAAGGAAGCCGGCGCGAUCAACCAGGAGCCCUACGGCAGCGGCUGGAUCAUGAAGAUCGAGCUCAGCGACAAGGGGGAGGUCGACUCGCUCAUGGACGCGGCCGCCUACGAGAAGCACUGCGAGCACUGA